This is a messenger RNA of Meloidogyne enterolobii, 860 nucleotides long. The record is from the annotation of a GenBank genome assembly. Lineage: Eukaryota; Metazoa; Nematoda; Chromadorea; Rhabditida; Meloidogynidae.
GGUCUGGUCAAAUAUUUUUUCUGUGACUUUGGCAUGUUUGUCAGUGUAAAACGUUCAAAAAACAUGUUUUUGGUAUUUUUGAUCAAACUCAGAGUCAAGACAAUGCAACGUGCUCGUCCAUCAUCAUAAAUAUAAUGAUACAUAAAGUCGUAGAAAUAAGGUUUUUUUGGAACUUUAUUGAUGGAUUAUUUAUAAAAUUUUUUUAAAAAUUUUAUUUAUAUUUUUGUUCUUUGAUUUUUAAAUGGAAAAUAGAAAAAAAUAAAAAUUCUUUUUAUUUUUAUUAAUUGUUGAAUAACAAAAUUUAUCUUUAUUUUCUUUAAAAAUACUUAUGUAUGUAUGUAUUCCUUAAAUAAUUUUAGAUAUUUUUAAAGAAAAAUAAUUAUUUCAUAAAAAUGAAAGUCCCUCCACCACCCAGUUAUGACGAAACAACAGGAACAGCACCUCCCCUAGACGAUUCUGCAAACGUUUAUCCACCAAUUCCGGAAUUUAAUGACCAAACUUUUCCACAACCUUUAAUGGGUAUUCCUCCACAGAAUGAUGAUGCUCCUUAUUCACAUCCACAUCCUAAUGUUGACCAGUUUCUUGGGCCGUUCCCGCAACAAGCUUAUUGCCCUACAUGUAAACAACAUACACUAACUGAAGUUAAAUAUGUUUCUGGGUUGCUUACUUGGAUUUUGGUUUUUGUCUUUAUAAUUUUUGGAUUUGUUUGUUGUUGUUGUCUCAUACCUUUUUGUGUUGACAGCUGUAAAGAUUGCCAACAUCGCUGUACUCAAUGUUAUACUUAUAUUGGGACAUAUCAACGUGUUUUUGGCAGUACUCGAAGUAAUCAAGGGAAUGUUAUUAUUGUGAGACAGAAUUAA